AUGCUCAUUGAUGGUGAGAAGUGGGCUUGUGAAGCUUGCGUCCGGGGUCACCGCGUUAGCAGUUGCCACCACAGUGACCGCCCUUUGACCCACAUCAACAAAAAGGGCCGCCCAGUCUCUCAAUGUACCCACUGUCGCGGCCUACGCAAGUCUCGAACAACUCACGUCAAGUGCGAGUGUGGCGAGAAGAAGAAGAAGUCUGACUCGCCGGAUGGCCAUGCCGAUAACGCUCUUCAUCGCUGUGGCUGUAAUAACGGCCAGCGCUGCUCCUGUGCGCUGAAAAAGGAACAUCACCUAGAUACCGUUCCAGAGACUGGUCUUCCCCCGCCUCAACCAGCAGUGCCUGUAGAGCUCCCGCGCAAACCUCUUCUUACGACAGCCAAAUCAGAGUCAACUUUGGCCCUGACUAUCUUCCGCGAUGGUCAUCACAAACCUACUCACAAGCAUAACGACAUGGCCCACAAGUGUGGAAUGCCUUACACAAUCCCACGAUCACAUACCAUCCACCACUCCGCUGACCUUUCUCGCCGGUCAGUGGAUCAUCUCCCGUCCUUGACUCAAGCAACUUAUAUCCAAGAGCCUCUUUCGCUGCCAAUGGAACUCCCAUCUCAGUCCCAGACUUCCCACGGUUCUCCCAACAGUACCACAGCCUCCACAGAGGAAAUCACCAAAACCCCGCUAGACCAUCCUUUUCUUGAAAAGUUCGCUCCUACCCUCCCGAUUACAUCGAUGGAGAAGCCUGUAGAUGGAAAGCCCACAUCGGCCCCACCGACCAUGGACAAAUUUCCCCUCGAGCAGAUCAUCUCUCGCGUGCCACCUCCUCUUGACGUCUCUUCCUUCAACUAUUCUUCCUCCAAUUCGCCAAUUACGUGCAUGUCAUUUCAAGAUACUUAUCAAGAACCCUAUUUCUCCAUGUCUCCAGACUCGGAACUUCCAAUUGGAUCAAGUGCUUUCGGCGAAUCGUCCGUCGAUUGGUCAAGCUUCCCCUUAUAUUCCAAUCCCCCAGCUGCAAACAGCACGCAAACCCCAUCCUAUGCCAGCUUCGAUUAUAACUCAUACCCCUCUGGUUUGCCGCCGCCUUCAUCGUCUGGCGACAUAUCUGAAGUCGAUGAGUUUGGACCGCUUCCGAGCCUGGGCUACGCGGCGAGCAGUGAUAUGCAUGAUCUUCACAGCGUGAGCGAAGCCUCAGAUCUGGACCAUCUUCGUCUUAGCACUGCCUCUUCAUUGGUUGGGCUGCCUCAAACGCAGAUUCUUUCAUCGCAAGAUCUGUCGUCCAUCAACAUCGACGACUUCCUCAAGUCAGCCAAUGAAUCCACUGCCGCCUUGGAGCAUCAGCUGCAGGCCAGCAUGGGAAUUGACCAGAAGCCGAUUCCGACGCAGGAUGGGUUCAACAUACCCCAAACGCAAGACUCAGUGCCAAUCUGGCCAGCCGAUCUCUUCGACAACGGAUCCACGCCACCUAUGGAUGAAAGCUAUUUCCGCCAGAUUUGGGCUUCAUAG
Messenger RNA from Penicillium taxi, 1500 nucleotides. Its product is annotated as copper fist DNA-binding domain-containing protein. Gene Ontology annotation, molecular function: DNA-binding transcription factor activity, RNA polymerase II-specific; RNA polymerase II cis-regulatory region sequence-specific DNA binding; copper ion binding. The record is from RefSeq and is a predicted model, not a curated record. The transcript is spliced from 2 exons. The coding region runs from base 1 to 1500 and encodes 499 amino acids. Gene Ontology annotation, biological process: positive regulation of transcription by RNA polymerase II; intracellular iron ion homeostasis; intracellular copper ion homeostasis. NCBI's taxonomy places the organism in Eukaryota, Fungi, Ascomycota, Eurotiomycetes, Eurotiales, Aspergillaceae. Gene Ontology annotation, cellular component: nucleus.